Penaeus vannamei (Pacific white shrimp) is the source of this 1207-nucleotide messenger RNA. Its product is annotated as regulator of nonsense transcripts 2. Gene Ontology annotation, biological process: nuclear-transcribed mRNA catabolic process, nonsense-mediated decay. Lineage: Eukaryota; Metazoa; Arthropoda; Malacostraca; Decapoda; Penaeidae. Gene Ontology annotation, cellular component: cytoplasm; exon-exon junction complex. The record is from RefSeq and is a predicted model, not a curated record.
GAGGGUGAAGGUGGACUAACAGGAGAUGCUUAUGAGGAGAUCGAAGGAGGAGGAGAGAGUUUAGAGGGCGAGUUACUGGAGGGAGACAUGAAGGUUAAUCUGAAGCAUGUUGACUGCAAGGAGGACAACGACUUCAUGUCAGCAUUUGACCGCAUGAUGGCAGAAAGCAUCUUGGAGCGCACAUCCAACAUCCCAAAGGCUGGCCAGUUUGAUAUAUCUGUACCAGUCCAUGUCAAAUCCACAACCAAGAAGACUUAUGACCAGUUGCUGACAGAGGGCACAGAGGAGACUAAGCCAGUAGUGAACUUUGUCCUAAUGACCCGCUCUGGCAAUAAGCAGCAGUAUAACAAUGUUGAAAUGCCAGUUGACUCAGAGAUCGUGACCAAACUCCGUUCACGGGAAGAGGCUGAACGAGCAGAGAAGGAGAAAGUGAAACGCAUGACCUUGGAGAUCAAUGAGCGCCAAGAGGAGGAGGAAGCAGCUGAGAUAAUGCAACAGGCACAGAGACCAGCCACAAUGAACUUCAACCGUGACAGACGACCAAAAUAUCAGCAUCCUAAAGGAGCACCUGAUGCAGACCUUAUAUUUGGUCCCAAAAAGAUUAGAUGAGGCGAUUCAACUCUCUUUUUAUCUUCUAUCAAACUUUUCUGUGUGAUCAGAUAUUUGGUUAUUCUUUUAACUAUGAUGCUUUUACUUCAAAGUUUUCAGAUUUGAAACAGUAAAAUUAGUUUUGAUAUAUUAUGGUCAGUGUUGUGGUUCUAAAGUCAUUGCAUUGAUAGACCAAUGUCACUGCUUCUGCAGUAUUAGACCAUCAUGAAUUUGUAUUAACUUCCAUAAAAUGUACUUUUUAUGCAGUGUGAAAUCUGGUAUUGCUACAAUUACCUGCUUUUUUCUUAUUUUGUUUUACUUUGCAUAUAUCACAGAUGAUGUCCUUUGCUUUUGCAGCUAUCAAUAUUUUAUUUUGAUAUUAGAGCUGUAAGCAAAUUUACAUUGAUGGUCUCGUUAAAAGAGACAGAAUGUUUCUCAAUAUUUUUCCAUAGAUGAUGUUAUUCCUUUGUUUCAUUGUUGUAACAAGUAUAUUUGGUUAUUGUAGUCUUCCAUGUUGUGGAAUGUUAAUGUAAAUGUGAACAUAUGUGCAAAUAGGAAAUUAUUAUUCACAUGUAAAUGAAAUCUGAUGAUGAAAAUGAAAUAGAAGUAUAAAACUAUU